Messenger RNA from Rana temporaria (common frog), 5402 nucleotides. It is a transcript of the gene THRB, whose product is annotated as thyroid hormone receptor beta. Gene Ontology annotation, molecular function: zinc ion binding; RNA polymerase II cis-regulatory region sequence-specific DNA binding; nuclear receptor activity. Gene Ontology annotation, biological process: negative regulation of transcription by RNA polymerase II; positive regulation of transcription by RNA polymerase II; thyroid hormone receptor signaling pathway. Bases 1444 to 2874 code for a protein of 476 amino acids. NCBI's taxonomy places the organism in Eukaryota, Metazoa, Chordata, Amphibia, Anura, Ranidae. The record is from RefSeq and is a predicted model, not a curated record. The transcript is spliced from 7 exons.
CACUAAAACAUUCUGGAAAGAAGUGGGAAGUCUUGGGGAUGCUGCCUGGGAGUCACCCAACUCUACUCCCAACCCAUAUCAAAAUACACCCAGGCUUGGCUUCAAGCCAAGCCUGGAAAUGUACCUACUCUCACAAAAAAAAGCAUACACUAUCCUAGCACACUAUAGGGUGCUACGCAUAUGUAAUGAGCAGAGCCCCAUUUGUGUUAACAAUUACAAUGUAAACAUAGACGCUUGGGUAUAAUACUUGGCAUAUACAAAAUUGCAGUUUCAAAAAAUAAAAUAUGCUUGUGUGCUUUUUAAUCAGUUUGUUAUACCUAAGGGCUGCUGAUCUCAUGCAACCUCUUUGCACCAGCUUCAUGUCUACAUGCAUUCACUCUAGUGAUGGCUGCAUGAGGGGUUUUCCUGAUGGGACAACCAUGACAUAUACUUUUAGGGCUGGCAUUGGCAGGUAUUUUUUAAUGAUAGUUGCAUAUUUUGAUAGCAUUUUUAAACUUAUAUGAUGUUUUAGUGAUUGAGUUCUUCUGUAUUCAUAGCUAAUAUGCUAUUAAAUAAUAAAAUACGUUGAUACUGAUCCCAUGUUAAAUGUAUAUACUGUAAAUAAACUUGCUAAUAGGCAAGAACAGUCUUUUAAUAGAAAAAAAUAUAAAGAAAGGUGUAAAAAAAAACAGAGAAGGUCUAUCCAGUCGUCAGUACUCAUUUCUUGCAACCUUUUCAAUGUAAAACAUUGUGUAAAACAUGCACAAUGGGUUAAAAAUAACUGAAACAGCACAUAAAUGCCAAUCAAUACACCCAUCACAGCAGGUUCUUCUUUACCACACGGUUAAAGCUGUAACACCAAAUCAAUAGAACUGAUCGUGGAUUAGGUUGCUGCCGUGUUUACCUUUUAAAUUCUGGUAUGGGUCAUCUAGGUUCCUUUAUUGAAUUUCUAAAAGGAUAGAGUUAAAAACUCGGGGCUUAUUGAUUUUAGGAUUUUCAGUAGCCCCUUGUCUCACUUCGGCUUUAUUCCUCGAGAUGUCAUGUAAAGUAUCACCAAUCAUAUGUCACACUAAAUAUGAUCCUGCAAAGUUAUAGGCCCAACUUAAACCAAGACAGGAUUGGGGUCUGCCACUGCUUGUGUUGUGUCUCUAAUACCCCCUGCUACCUGUCUGAGCAGCCAUCUACCCUGGGAUUUAGCAGUGGCUCAUAGAUUAGGACCUUAAACUGUUACAAAUCUCUUUUCCAACAUGUUUGGCUGCUGUGUGGCAUGGCUGAUAUAAAUAGGUCCUUAGCACAGAAGUUGCUGCUCCAAAUCGUACUCUAGGUGCUUAGCUUUGAGGCAGAUUUCAGCCACUGCUUGAUAUUCAUUUGUUGUUUUUUUUUUUCUCCCUCCACUCUAUGCAUGUGUGUGUGUGUGUGUGUGUAGUGUCUGUGUAAAGUAGAGGCUGGUUCUGGAAAAUCAAAAUGAACUACUGCAUUCAAGAAAUGUACGAUAUGCCCCAGCCUGCUGUUAACACCUACUGCAUGCAGCCCGCAGAAUAUUGCACUUAUAUCGAAGAUAGUCAGAACUACAGUUCUUGUGAGGCUCAUGUCCUACACAGCAAUAAUAUAUAUAUGGAUCAGGCCUGGGCGGUGAAUCAGGCUUAUACCUCUAGUUACCCUGGAAACAUGUUUAAAAGCGAGUACUCAGAAAUGGACAUGGCCCUGAAUUCAUACAACCAACCAGGGUAUUUCUCUGAGGAAAAAGCAACUUUUGCACAAGGACAGUCUCCGAUGUUCUCACAGAAAAAAGGGUACAUACCCAGCUAUUUAGAUAAAGAUGAACUGUGCGUGGUGUGUGGAGACAAGGCUACAGGGUAUCAUUAUAGAUGCAUCACCUGUGAAGGAUGCAAGGGCUUUUUCAGGAGAACUAUUCAGAAAAAUCUUCACCCAAGCUAUUCCUGUAAAUAUGAAGGAAAAUGCGUGAUAGACAAAGUAACAAGGAACCAGUGCCAAGAAUGUCGUUUCAAAAAGUGCAUCGCUGUUGGCAUGGCAACAGAUUUGGUUUUGGACGACAGUAAGCGUUUGGCAAAAAGAAAACUCAUAGAAGAAAACAGAGAAAAGAGACGCAAAGACGAACUACAGAAGACACUGGUACAAAAACCAGAACCAACACCAGAGGAGUGGGAGCUAAUACAGGUUGUCACUGAAGCUCAUGUGGCCACAAAUGCACAGGGAAGUCACUGGAAACAGAAACGAAAAUUUUUGCCAGAAGAUAUCGGGCAGGCUCCUAUAGUUAAUGCACCGGAGGGUGGAAAAGUGGACUUAGAAGCUUUCAGCCAGUUUACAAAAAUAAUCACCCCAGCAAUUACACGAGUGGUUGAUUUUGCCAAAAAAUUACCUAUGUUUUGUGAGCUGCCAUGUGAAGAUCAGAUCAUCCUUCUCAAAGGCUGUUGCAUGGAGAUCAUGUCCCUCCGAGCUGCAGUGCGCUAUGAUCCUGAAAGUGAGACCUUAACGCUGAAUGGGGAAAUGGCAGUGACAAGGGGACAGCUGAAAAAUGGAGGACUAGGAGUGGUAUCUGAUGCCAUUUUUGAUUUGGGUGUAUCGCUAUCUUCAUUUAACCUUGACGAUACCGAAGUCGCCUUGUUGCAGGCUGUGCUACUUAUGUCAUCAGAUCGUCCUGGUCUCUCCAGUGUGGAAAGAAUAGAGAAGUGCCAAGAAGGUUUCCUCUUGGCUUUUGAACACUACAUUAAUUACAGGAAACACAACGUUGCACACUUUUGGCCAAAACUGCUGAUGAAAGUCACCGACCUCCGCAUGAUUGGAGCCUGCCAUGCCAGCAGGUUCUUGCACAUGAAAGUGGAGUGCCCCACUGAACUGUUCCCCCCACUUUUCUUGGAAGUGUUUGAGGAUUAGAAGAGACUGUGCUUCAGGAUUCUUGGCACUACUGGGGUCACCCCUUCCAUUCCAUUGCCUCCGUCACUUUUUUUGUUCUCGUCCGUUCUGAAUAGACAUGGAUGAAAAUGUUCCUCUGAUGCGGGUACUCGUGACUAUCGUGUUUUUGUUAUUCUGUCCUUUUGAUGUGAAGUUUAUCCGUGGAAGUUUAACCUCUUUCGUGCUGAAGUGGCCAUCAAAAUGGUCCUUCCCAUUAUAAAGUGGUUAUUGUAUAAAAAAAGAAAAAAAAAAGAAAAAAUAUAUAUUAACUUGCAUUCACCAGCACUACGGAUCCUACACAGAAAAGGUAUUCUCAGAUAUUGUGCCUGCGGCUAAAAUCCCUACCAACCGUCACCGUUCAUUAUCACUCAGUGGUGCAGUAUAAGCAGUAAUAAUCACUCACUGCUGCAAAUGUUCCUCUUAGAACAAGGCAAAUAUUUGGUUUUAUCACUAGAUGAUAUUUUUUUAAUUUAUUUUUUUAAAGAAACAAACAAUGAAGCCCCUUAUCUGGCACCAUAUGCAACCAGGCAUGGGGAGAAAUUGGCUUGGCAGCAUGAUUUCAGAUUGGUUUAUAGUUAGAGAUUUUAAGCCUGGUAAAAUUCUAAACAAUCAUACCUUUAUACUUAAGAACAGAAAAGGAUAAUCCUGAAAAGAAUGUAUUUUUUUACUCUAGCUUCCCUUUUCCAAUAUGCUUUUUUUUUUUAUCUGAAAGAUAUGAGCUAAGCUGACUGGACGUUUAAGUAUAAUAGUACGUUGCUCACUCUUGUGUUAUAUAGUUGGUGUUAAUAGGACAACUGUACAGAACUAGCUUCUCGAUUCUGCACAUUCCCUUCUCAGGUAUUUGGAAGUAAACCUCUUGGGAUUCCAUUAUUGUUUCGCCAUUUUGAUAAUCCCUACAAUUCUUCAUAAAUUACUUUGGUAUGUGUCAUUGUCAUGUGCCUCAACUCACAUGACAAUAACACAACAUUUUACAAUUUGGUAACGUCACACUGUUGUACUCUCAAGGGCCAUAACUUAAUGGUAUAUAAACUCCUGAACUGUGAUAUAUAUCUAUAUUUCAUUCUGUUCUACCUCCUUCAUUAUCCAUACAUUGACAGUGCCUAGUAAAGAAGCAGUGAUAAUAAAGCCAAUUAUUUUGUCCAGUCUACAUUGCUUAAGUGCCACAUAUCCCUCCAGUUAAUCAGCAUGUUCUCAUUGAACCUCAGCAAGUGUAUUCAUAUUAACAAUUCAGGGUUCCAUGCUAUGCCAGGUUAUUUUUUUUGCCAGACAUAUAUUUUUUUAAAAGAAAGGCUGGCAUAUCAACAAAUAACAUAUGCACAAUAGUUCCCUAGAUAUAGAGUACAGAACCAAAACAAUGCAUUAUAUAUUGUAUCAUUGGUACAUGUUUUGCAGUAGAGAAGUAGAGAGUUUAUAUUCAUUAAAAAUGUAAAAUAAAGUUAUAUUUUUUAACAGCAGCAUAUACCAUGUCUGGUAGGCAGUGGCACCAGAUAGAUAGAAGCAGAGUCAUGUGCCUUUAUUAAAUUACCUAUUUGUCCCAAUAGACAUAUAAGAAAAGUAAUUUUGGUAUUAUAACCAUAUUACUGAUAUUAGCCUUACUGGCUAAACAAAUUGCUACAUUUGUCUUUUUUUUUUUUUUCAAAAUUAGGCUUAAAUUCUACAAUAGAUGGUUGGAAUUUAUUAAUGAUUUAGUCAACAUAAAUUAUGAUCACUUGGCCUUUAAAACACACCAAUGAACACGAAAACACCUUGACUUCUUACAUACACAGAGAUUCUUGAUUGUUUGUUUUUUGUCUCUUAAACUUUAAUGUGUUAUCCUAUAUAUGGAGAUUUUAUGUCACAUAGAUUUGAUAACAUAGAGAAUGAUUCAGAAGAUGGGUUUUGGUGUAAUUCUCUGUCAAGGCCUUCCACUGGAAUACUGAUGACUGAGUUGAUGUGUAGUGAAAAUGGAUGUGUCCUGGUUUUCAAUGCUUCUUAAAUUUUCUAUACUUUUCUGUUGCUGUUCUGUUAACUACUUAGAAUCAAUAAGACAUAGGACCAUCAAACUCAACAUUUUUUAUAUAGCUUGAUUUGAAUAAUAAUAGAAAAAUAAGGCUCUCAGUAGUGUAACUAACAUGCAUUAUGACCAUAUGCUGAAACAUUGAUGUUAUCACAACCAAGCUCUGAACAGUUUUCAAGUUUGUUGUGGUGACAUCACCAUCAGCUCACAUAGAAAAGCUCCACACAUCAGUGUUUAUGUCCACAUGUGGACACUUCACUGAUCUCAGAACUUGUGUUGGACCAGCAGAAGUUGCUAGAUACCUUUUAAUUGUGCAAAUGCUAUGGCAAGCAUUUAGACCCUUGGGCCUAUAAGCAGUUACACUUAAUGUGACAUCUGUAUUGCAGAAUUUGGGUUAUGCUGCACUGAUCAGUGACCUUAUUUUCUCCCUUAACUAGGCCCAAAUUGAAAAUUAUUGUUUUUUAAAGGAUAACUCCACUUUUGUGGGGAAAAAAUACAGUGAGUAAAAAAAAAA